This is a messenger RNA of Choloepus didactylus (southern two-toed sloth), 2866 nucleotides long. RefSeq names its product N-acetylneuraminic acid phosphatase (gene NANP). The transcript has 2 exons. Lineage: Eukaryota; Metazoa; Chordata; Mammalia; Pilosa; Megalonychidae. The coding region runs from base 7 to 762 and encodes 251 amino acids. The record is from RefSeq and is a predicted model, not a curated record. Gene Ontology annotation, molecular function: hydrolase activity.
GGCGGAAUGGGGUUGAGCAGGUUGCAGGCUAUUUUCUUUGACCUGGACAACACGCUCAUCGACACGGCCGGAGCGACUCGGAAGGGCAUGUUGGAGGUGAUAAAGCUCUUACAAUCAAAAUACUGUUACAAAGAAGAGGCUGAAGUCAUCUGUGAUAAAGUUCAAGUUAAACUCAGCAGUGAAUGCUUUGAUCCCUCCAAGACAUGCAUUACUGAUCUAAGGACUUCACAGUGGGAAGAAGCAAUCCAGGAAACAAAGGGUGGUGCCGCCAAUAGGAAAUUGGCCGAAGAAUGUUAUUUCCUGUGGAAAUCUACACGCUUACAGCAUAUGAUACUAGCAGAAGAUGUCAAAGCCAUGCUCACUGAACUUCGAAAGGAGGUCCGCCUACUUCUGUUAACAAAUGGAGACAGACAGACCCAGAGGGAGAAGAUUGAGGCUUGUGCCUGUCGGUCCUAUUUUGAUGCUAUUGUUGUAGGUGGAGAGCAGAAAGAGGAGAAACCAGCACCUUCCAUAUUUUAUUACUGCUGUGAUCUCCUCAGAGUUCAACCUGACGACUGUGUGAUGGUUGGUGACACUCUGGAAACUGAUAUACAAGGAGGACUCAAUGCAGGGCUGAGAGCAACAGUCUGGAUAAACAAAAACGGAAUCGUGCCACGGGAGUCAGCCCCCGCCCCCCAUUAUAUAGUUUCUUCUGUGUUAGAGUUACCUGCUGUCUUACGAAGUAUUGACUGCAAAGUCAAUAUGUCAACCCAAAGUUUCUAAAAGAAUUUUGGAGUAAAAUUACAGAAUUUGAACCUGAAAAGUUAUAUAAAGGUAUUUUAUAUACUAUGGCCCAAUAUGGCAAAUAAUUUUACUUUGUAAAAUUUAACUUUGUAAAAUUAUGAUUUGGUGGCUGUUAUUGUGAAGGUCCUCCAAACCCUACUGCUUUUAAGUUUUGACAACCAACUAUUGAAUGGUGUUUAUAUCUGAAAAUUCAAAUUGUAUUAAUAUAAAUUAAUUUUUUUAAUGUAAUUCAGAAAACUUGAAAUGUUUGUUUCCCUGUGGCUUGUGAUUUUUAAAAUUAUUAAAAUUUUUAACAUCUUGGCUCCGUGAAAAUACUAUGUAGGAUAGCUUGCGGAUGGAUGCGCAAAUGUAGGCUUUAAUAUUCUGGCUUAAAAAUGGUUUGUUUUUUUAAAUAGAUAUUUUAAAACAUAUUUAAUAGAGCGUUAUCAGUACAAUUGGAUUGGUUAAUAUGAAAUAAAUACUAAAUUACAUGCAAGUCAAGACAUUACAUUACUCUUGCAUAUUUUUUGGCAAUAUAUAAACCAUGUUUUUGCCUUUGAAUGAUUCUUCUCUAGUAUGACUUAAUUUUUCUGCAUGAUCUCUUUUUCUGUGUCCCCGUUUUUUUUGUUUGCUGUGUACAUGACAAACAGAUUCCUCAAAUAAAAUAAGCUGUUUAAAUUAACAGCUUAUUAAUUAUGGAAAAAUCAACAGCUUUUACAUGACAUUUUGACAUCUUUCCCAAGUGAACGUCCUUGUAGUCUUGCCAUCUUACGGAAGUAUUUUUACUUUCUUUUCCGAGGUACACAAAGGGGUACUGGACGGUCUGGCUGGCAUAAGUACAAGCCACAUGACACUGGAAGUCAUUUUCCUUCCAUGGAUCCCUAAGGUUGGAAUUGCCUUAGUGCAGCUUAACUGUGCAGCCUCCCGGUCUGUUCUCUGAUGACCAAAUAUUUAUACUCAUGAUGAAAACUAAUAGAAAGUUAGCUUUUGCUGUGAACCAUUUCCAGGGUGCCAUUUUAAUACUUGAGUGAGUCUUUUCUUAGAGUUACCAUCUGAAUUUAAUCUGUUUUUCAUUUUCAGAAAUAUGUUCAUGUAUCACAAAUUUCUGUAUCCAAUUCAGGGUUCACUUCCAGUUUAAAAUUUAAUGGCUCCAUAGCAGGACAUCUUGCAACUAGAAAGUGUUCCUACCCCUCCAGACCACUAGGAUAGACAGUUUCUUGAUUUCAUCAUCCAUACUUGGAGUAAAAUGGUUAAUCAAGGAAAAAAAGACUACAUGAUUUGGGUGGUUUUUUGGUAGUUUUUUUCUUUUUAACUCUUUGUAUAAGAAGCUACUAGUGUAAAAUACUGAACUGUAUGUAGGAAUAUGUAAUAGCCAAGAUUCCUUCAAGGUAGAUACUCAAGAGAAUGAAAUUCUAGAUUACGCCCUUCUGUGAACCUAUUUCAUUAGCCACUCAUUUUCUGUCUACCACCCAGAACAGGAUCCUCUGCCUUGUAAUGAGCACCCUAUUAGGUUUACUUCUCACUCGAUAUUUAAAAUGUGAUUGAUUGUGUGCUUGCUCGUCCCGAGUGCUGUUGCUGUGAAGCUGAACAAUUGCAGUGUCUGUGUGUGCUUCCAGGCCCAGUGCCCGCGUGACCUUGAUUAUAUUGUAGCUAUUUAAAAAGUGUCCAGUUGGAGGGUUUUGAUAAAAUGUAGAGCAUGGUUUCUCUAAUAGACUGAUGUUUGAUACUGAGGGGUUGUACUUUUAGCAAUCCCACAGGAUGGGUGCAGGAGGCUUCAUAGUCAUUACACUAGGAGAGGAAGGUUCAACACUUCAGGAUCAUAUGGCAAAUCUCAACAAGGUAGCUCUGGGAUAUUAAGUGAGCCAUUCUUCAGCAAAACUGUUCUAGGGGUGGGGGGGAUGAAAUUGGAUUGCCUUGUCUUCGCAGUUUGUAUUCUGUAUGGUGCAGUAAUGCAAUAUUACAUUCCAUUUGUGUCCUUCCUUAAGGAAGGACUUUAUGGUUUUCUACCUUCUGAGUGGGAUGUUGCAGAAGAUAAUGAUUGUAAGAGUUCUUUGAAUAGACCUAUGAUUUUAUUAAUGUGUUUAUUUUAGAAUAAUCUUAAAAU